AUGAUACAAGAAUUCACUGAUGAAAUCGUUAAUGGGGUUCAAUGUUAUUCACAAUGUUCAGAAACCAAAUCAUUUGUCGAGUUACAAAUGCAAACGGAAUCUUAUCAAGUGUUUCAUCGUGGUACGCAAUCGAGACGGUAUAAAACUCAAGAACUUCAAACAAGCUUUUGUCAUCAAGAUGAAACACUGCAUGAUGACAUACUUACUAACAACGAUAAGUUGACUGAAGAAACAAGAAUAUUAUGUUUUCUUAAACGUACUGAGCCAAUCGUUACAAAAGAGAUACAAAAAAAUAUCCACUCCAAAGUGUUUAGACAAUCACAGUCAAGAAGACUAUUUUAUAGAAAUAAUGCAUCGGUGAAACAUACACUCAUUCUAAAUGAAGCAAAAGAAUCCAAAUUAUCUGUUACAGGAUUAUCUUGGAAUUCUAAUGGGACACUAUUAGCGAUAUCAUAUGGAUCAUUGUGUCAUGCUGAUUGGUGUACACAUAAUGGCAUGGCUGCACUUUGGAAUGUGUCAAAUGAAACAUUGGUAAUCAAUACUCCUCAGCAAAAAUAUGUAACAGAUACUUGUCUAAUGUGUAUUAAAUUUCACCCAAUAGUUCCAUCUUUGUUAGCUGGAGGGACAUUUACAGGAGAUUUAGUCGUCUGGAAUCGUACCAACGAAAAUGAUCAUCUAUUAGCCAGUAUCGGAAGUAUGCACAGUGGUCAUAAGGAUUGUAUCAAUCAAAUCAGUUGGAUACGAGAUAGUCUAGAGUCUAACUUACAAAAUCUAACUUCCGAAAAAAUCAGUCGAUAUACAACAACUUAUAGGUUAUUAAGUUCAGGAAGUGAUGGAAGAAUUGUUUGUUGGCGAAUUGAUCUGUGUCACUUAGGAAAUGUGAACUGUGUUAAGAUUUUUCAAAUAAGACAUAAAGAUCAGAGUCCUUUACCAAUAUCCAACCAUUUUAAUUCAUUAAAGAAAUGCAGUCUCUUUCGGUCAGAUCUAUCCGAAACAAUAAAUAGUGACAGAGCAGUUAAUAUAACUUGUAUUUCAUUAGCUAAAAAUGAUCCAGAAAAAUUUGUUGUUGGAACAGAAACAGGAGGACUAUUAAUAUGUCAAAUAAAUUCUGUUAACUGGAAUGGAACAUAUAAAGAAUCCUUGGAAGAAUACAUACAGUCACCGGUUAGAUUUUCACUAGCUCGUCAAGAUGGUCCGAUUUAUUCAGUAGAUUGGAGUAAAUUCUAUCCCAAUCUUAUUAUAGCUUGUGGGUUCAAUCAUUGUAUUCAGGUAUGAAUAAAACAUAACCAGUUGAAAAACAUAGUUAAUGUAGAAACUUUUAAAUCACCAAAAUGUAAAUAAUAAUUCAACAUACAAUACCAUGUUUUGCAAAAUGGCAUGGUAAAAUAAGUGUUAUUUGCAACUCGGGAUAUUCAUGCUUGUUCGAGUUAGUCUGAUUAUUAAUUAAAGUUUUUGUUUAAUUAUUAGUAUUUAUGAGGGGGAAGCCUAUCAUUACAUUUUCAGAAAGUUUCAAUUUCUGAGAUUCAACAUUACAACGAUUUGCAGUGAAUUUUUAUACCUUAAUAUUGAACAACUCAGUUUGAAGCUAACUUUCUAUUCUAAAAACAUGGUUUCAAGUAUACUGUUUAUGCAUAAACAUUGAUUGACAUCAAAGUCGGCAACAUUGUAUCACUUUAGAUUGUAAAACAUCCUUUUAUCUUGUUUGAAAAAUGAAUAGAAUUCAGUCGUCAAGUCUGUUUUAUAUGAUAAGUACUAGGAAUUGGUUAACCACAUAUCUCAUUUUUUUAUUUUAUCCAAUUAAAAAGUUCUGGUUUGUUUUACUAUUCCUUAAUUCCAUUUCAUUUGUUACAGAUAAAUAAAGCUAACAACCUAAUUUGUAUGAAACCUGCUUCCGAAUUAAGCAAACGUUAAUUUGUUUGUUAGAUUGCUCCAGGUAGUCGAGAAAAAAAGGGGACAAAAGUUACAUGCCAAUAGCCACUUGUCAUCAAGAUAUACCUGGAAUUUUGAAGGAACUAAUACUUUCUGUGAUAUUUGGAUCUGUAUCAUUCAGAUUCACUUUCUGAGACCACUGAGUUAUUCAGGAAUGACAUAUCUACAAGUGACCAGUCCCGUAGAAAAGACUGGAUUCUAUCGAUUAGCA
Messenger RNA from Schistosoma bovis, 2140 nucleotides. The record is from the annotation of a GenBank genome assembly. NCBI's taxonomy places the organism in Eukaryota, Metazoa, Platyhelminthes, Trematoda, Strigeidida, Schistosomatidae.